This is a messenger RNA of Cotesia glomerata, 2331 nucleotides long. RefSeq names its product neuronal calcium sensor 2. The record is from RefSeq and is a predicted model, not a curated record. The coding region runs from base 273 to 833 and encodes 186 amino acids. Gene Ontology annotation, molecular function: calcium ion binding. Lineage: Eukaryota; Metazoa; Arthropoda; Insecta; Hymenoptera; Braconidae. The transcript has 5 exons.
GCAGUGAACAAACGAGUCUCUCCAGUAUCGUUCUACUUUACUACCCGGGUAUUUUCUAUUCUUCGUUAUUAAGAAGAAACAAUUAUUAUGAAUAUUUUUUUCCGCAUAUGACUGUUCACAUUGCUAUGAAUUUAGUUUGAUUAAAAAAAAUUAAAAUUAUAAGGACUUAGUUUAUUAAAUAUUUACAAGUAAAAAUAUAAACAUUAAAAAAGUGAUCGAUACAAAGGAGUGUCAGCAUUUCUUUUUCAAAGAGACACAGCGAAGUAUUUAAAAUGGGCUGUUUCGGAAGUAAAGAUAAGCUUAGUAAAGAAGACAUGGACUUCCUCAAAUCGCAUACGCGUUAUGAUGAAGCUACAAUCAAGGAAUGGUACAAAGGAUUCAAACAAGACUGUCCUAAUGGUAGGUUAACUCCUGCUAAAUUUGUCGAUAUGUACAAAAUGUUUUUUCCUUCUGGUAACGCUGAAGAAUUUUGCGAUCAUGUAUUUCGGACAUUUGACAUGGACAAAAAUGGUUACAUCGAUUUCAAGGAGUUCUUAUUGGCAAUUGAUGUAACAUCCAGCGGCACGCCUGAAGAAAAAUUAAAAUGGGCUUUUCGGAUGUAUGAUGUAGAUGGAAAUGGCGUCAUUGACAUUCAAGAAAUGACUAAAAUUGUUCAGGCAAUUUACGACAUGCUGGGAGCAUGCUCAAGUAACAGACCGGCAGAUAGUGCAGAAGAAAGAGCCAAAAAUAUAUUCGCAAAAAUGGAUGAAAACAACGAUGGUCAAUUGACACAAGAUGAGUUCUUGAAAGGGUGCCUGCAAGACGAAGAGCUGUCGAAGAUGUUGGCUCCAUAAUUUCAACACAUCUUAGACAGCUAAUAUUUGACAUUUUACAUCAGACUUUUAUCAACUAUUCAGUGAUCAUAUUAACUGCUCUAAUGGAUAAAACAUAACUCUCGAUGUUGCAUGCACAUUUCUUAAGCACAUUGUUCUCGUGUAGUGAAGCAAUUCAAAUUGAUCAAUACGAAAAAUUUCACAGACUUGUGUUGACCCAGUUAUUCGUAUUAACGAUAAGCGAUAAUGUAUCAUUUAUACGUGAUAUAUUGGGUUAGAUUUAAUAUGCUCUCAAAAAUUUUAAAUUAUUUAAUUUCUGUCACACGAGAUUCAACUUUACCGAUAUUCAAUUUAAUACAAUUAAACUUUUGAAACGUUUACUGCACUGUCAGUCUUACUAUCGAUUUACUGCGUUUCGUGAUCCUUAUGGAAUAAAUGAUCAUUCAAUUGAUUUAUCAUUAAUAAUACAAUCAUUUAUUGCAUAACUAUUUCUAUAGUGCUGUCGUUAUCAAACCAGGAAUUUGGAUUUAUUAAAAAUAUGUUAGAUGCAAGUUAUGAUAAAUUAUUCAAAGUAUUAUAAUUUAAUCCAUUGUUAAUGGUUUUGUUUUAUUAUGCUGCUGUCAGAUGCAUGCUUACAAAAUUUUAAGUAACGUUGGUUUUUCUGGCUUUUAUGUAUUAUGUGUAGUUUUAUAUUCUGUUAUAAUUAGAUAGAUAAUUGAAAAUAUUUUAUGUAGCAAAAAGCGCUCAUGAACAAUUACAAUUACUUGGAAUGAGCUUUUAUUAAAUUUUUUAUACAAAAUAAAUCAAAGAGAAUUUUGCACUUUUAUCGUACAAAAAUGUCAUAUUAUUACAAAUGAUAAAAUAAAAUUUUAAAUGCAUGUUAAAAAAAAAGAAAAAAAGAAAAUAAUUAAAUGACUACUCUCACGAAAAAUAAUAGUUAAUAAAGUUUUAAACCGGUAACUCUAUUCAGAACAAGCUAAUGUAUUUCAGUAGUACUAUCAACAAAUAAUGCCUUUCAUGCGCUUGGGUUACAGAAUUUCUUCUAAAAUGAUAUUAUAAAAAAUGGUGAAAUCAUUUUUAUCUUUUACUUCUCUUUCUAAUCACAAUGACUUGUAAGCUAAUUUAAAUGUUAUCGAUUCAAGAUCUUCGAUCAAUUUUUACAUAUAGUUAUGGCACGCCGUUUUAAUAUUUAAUAGUAGAAGAAAAUUUAUCAUAAAAUAAAAAAAUCUUAAAAUACACAUUACAUGUCACAGUAUAAUUAAAAUACAAUAGAUACAUUUUAUUUCAAUGAAUACAUUUUAUACAGAAUAAUUAUUAUGGAGUGAUCCUCUUCUAAUAAGUUGAUGGCCGGAUGUCGUAUCGUUUUACGUCACUUCUGUGACUAUUUUAUUCGGUUGUUGAUUAGUCGACUGAGAUAAUGGCAGGAGUUUUGAAAGAAUGAAGGCGAGCGAAGCGAGCGUGUUAUGUCUAGUAUAAUAAAAUAUCGAUGUAUUCCAAUUGUAAGUUGACGUGAAGAUAA